GCAGAGCCCUGCUGAGAUAGAUACAUGGGAAAAGAAAAGGAUUCCUCAUGGAGGGGUCAGCCAUGUUGCAGAGCCAGCAACACAGACCAUCAGAAGAGCAAACCCGGGCGGGAAGAAGCCCCGUCAGAAGCCCAGCCAGACUCAGCGUGCUCUGUGAAGAUGAAGGGCGAGAGCCGCGCUGAAGGCUUCUCAGGAUGGAUGUCACCCGCCUACUCCUGGCCACCCUAGUGGGCUUCCUGUGCUUCUUCACCAUUUAUAGCCACCUGGUACUCGAGGAGACCCUUGGCGAUGACAAGAGUCUGAAGAGCAACUCCUCCACGAACUCACUGGAUUUCUCCUCUGUUUCUAUCGUGGCGCUGAACAAGAAAUCCAAGAUCAGCCGAAAAGAAGCCGAGAAGCAGAAGAGAGCUUCCAAGAAAAAGGCUUCCAAGAAGAAGGCGGCGCGCCCCCCGCCACCCACGCCCUGCGUGGCCACCCGCGGCAGCUGCAAGCCGCCGGCACCCGCCUGCUGCGACCCGUGCGCCUCCUGCCAGUGCCGCUUCUUCGGCAGCGCCUGCAUGUGCCGAGUCCUCAACCCCAACUGCUGACGCCGC
Messenger RNA from Meriones unguiculatus (Mongolian gerbil), 593 nucleotides. RefSeq names its product agouti signaling protein (gene Asip). Gene Ontology annotation, biological process: positive regulation of melanin biosynthetic process; hormone-mediated signaling pathway; melanosome organization. Gene Ontology annotation, cellular component: extracellular region. Gene Ontology annotation, molecular function: neuropeptide hormone activity; melanocortin receptor binding. The coding region runs from base 195 to 587 and encodes 130 amino acids. The record is from RefSeq and is a predicted model, not a curated record. The transcript has 4 exons. NCBI's taxonomy places the organism in Eukaryota, Metazoa, Chordata, Mammalia, Rodentia, Muridae.